This is a messenger RNA of Ilyonectria robusta, 1002 nucleotides long. Its product is annotated as mitochondrial carrier domain-containing protein. The coding region runs from base 1 to 1002 and encodes 333 amino acids. Gene Ontology annotation, molecular function: oxoglutarate:malate antiporter activity. Gene Ontology annotation, biological process: transmembrane transport. The transcript is spliced from 2 exons. The record is from RefSeq and is a predicted model, not a curated record. Lineage: Eukaryota; Fungi; Ascomycota; Sordariomycetes; Hypocreales; Nectriaceae.
AUGAGUUCUGGAACCCUCAAGCAGGCGGCUGAGUCCGCUCGAUCCAAGACCAGCGAGGUCAUCGGAGCUGCCAGAAGCGAUUCUGCUGCCAUCGCCACCGAUCUACUUCACUCUCCUGUCAUGAGGGCUGCCUUGCCUUUUAUCAAUGGUGGCAUCAGCGGUAUGGUGGCCACUUCGGUCAUUCAACCCGUCGACAUGAUCAAGGUCCGCAUCCAACUCGCCGGCGAGGGAUCUGCAACUGGCCCCAAGCCCACCGCCAUGUCCGUCACUCGACAAAUCAUCUCCAGCGGCAAGGCUAUGGACUUGUACACUGGUCUCUCAGCUGGCCUCCUCCGACAGGCCGUCUACACCACUGCCCGCCUCGGUAUCUUUGACACCUUGAUGAAGAACCUCACUGCCAAGGCCAAGGCCGAAGGACGACAAGUCGGCUUCUCCGAACGAGCUACUGCCGGUCUCACUGCCGGUGGUCUCGCCGCCAUGGUCGGCAACCCCGCUGACCUAGCCCUCAUCCGCAUGCAGAGUGACGGCCUCAAGCCUCUCGCCGAGCGAAAGAACUACAAGUCGGUCAUCGACGCCCUAAGUUCCAUCGCCAAGAACGAGGGCAUUGCCGCCCUGUGGUCCGGAGCCGCCCCCACCGUCGUCCGAGCCAUGGCCCUCAACUUUGGCCAGCUCGCCUUCUUCAGCGAGGCCAAGGCCCAGCUCAAGGCAAACACCGACCUCUCCACCCAGGCUCAGACCCUCAGCGCCAGCGCCAUCGCCGGCUUCUUUGCCUCCUUCUUCUCCCUCCCCUUUGACUUUGUCAAGACCCGCCUCCAGAAGCAGCAGAAGGGCCCCGACGGCAAGGUCCCCUACCGCGGCAUGGCAGACUGCUUCACCAAGGUCGCCAAGCAAGAGGGCAUCUUCCGCUUCUACCGUGGUUUCGGCACCUACUACGUUCGCAUUGCUCCCCAUGCGAUGGUGACGCUUAUCGUCGCCGACUACCUGGGCUUCCUCACCAAAUAA